Messenger RNA from Racocetra persica, 138 nucleotides. The record is from the annotation of a GenBank genome assembly. Lineage: Eukaryota; Fungi; Glomeromycota; Glomeromycetes; Diversisporales; Gigasporaceae.
AACACAAUCUAAGACUUUCUGAAGCAAACCCAAUUGACCUUCUCGAAGAUGAUAUAAUUACGUUUGAAAAUAAUGACCUUGAGUUAAAUGAUACUCAUGAAAUACAAAUAAAGAAUAAUAACGAAGAUAAUGGAAAGA